AUGUCCACUGAAUCCACCCCGAAGCAAUCCCUUGACGCCGAUGACCCGCAGCAGCAAACCACCAGCUCCUCUCGUCCCUCCCGCACCUCCCACGCACGCUCAGCGGGCAGUCCCCGCCGCAAAUCCAUCCAGUUUAAUAUCGGUGGGAAUCCCUCCACGGGGAGCACCGACGGGCCGCCCCCGCGCCGGUCGGCAAGUGCAUCCGCGCGCAGACGCUCACAGUUCGAUCUCCCUACCCGCGAGAGGAACAAAUCGAGCGAGCGAGACCGCCCGAUCUCCUCGCGGGGCCCGUCUCCCCCUCCACCGCAGACCUACGAAAGAGGAGUCUCCUUCGACACUUUUGACAACCCCGACGCAGCCGAUUUCUCCCUCACUCUCAACUACAAGCACAAGGGGUACCAGAGUACACGCCGCAGCCGCACAUUCCUCUGCGGCAUCGACCAGAACGACUACUCCGAUUUUGCGCUGGAGUGGCUGAUCGACGAGCUGGUGGACGACGGCGAUGAGAUCGUCUGUCUGCGCGCCGUCGAGAAGGACUCGCGCAUCGCUAGCGACGCCGGUAUCGAAGCCGGGAAAUACCGCCAGGAAGCGGAGAAGAUCUUCGAACAGGUGAUCCAGAAGAACAGUCAGGAUGAGAAGGCUAUUAGCGUCGUUCUAGAACUAGCCGUGGGAAAAAUCCAGGACAUCAUCCAGCGAAUGAUCCGCAUCUACGAACCCUCCGUCUUGAUCGUCGGCACUCGCGGCCGCAGCCUAGGCGGGGUACAAGGCCUCCUCCCGGGUUCCGUCUCCAAAUACUGCCUGCAGCAGUCUCCCAUCCCCGUGAUCGUGGUGCGCCCAUCGCCAAAGCGCGAAAAGAAGAAGAAAAAGAGACUGGCCGAUCCCACCCGCCGCAGCUAUAAUCAGAUCCUAGAGAUGAGCGAGCAACGCGGCAGCCGCAUCCUCGACGCCAACUCCAGCACCGAGAGCCACAUCUCCCGCCUCCCGGGCGAGGAGGCCGCCGUAGCCGCCGCGCUGGGUCUCCCGCAGUCGUACACGACCGCGUCGCGCUCCUCGCUGUCCAUGUCCUCUGAGCCGAGCAGUGCCUCGCACGACGAACAUGUGUCGCCCUCGCCAAACAUCGGGUCGCCGAGCCCUGCAGCGAGCGCUGAAACGACGGAGAGUGACAGUUCGACGGAUGAGGAGGCCGAUGAGCGCGCGUCGAAUGCGAAGGAAUCCUCGACGGAUUCAGUCCAGGACGAGAACCGAGAUUCGCGGACCGAGAUUCCUGUCAUUGUCACGGAGGACAUGACCAAGUAG
Messenger RNA from Aspergillus terreus NIH2624, 1296 nucleotides. Its product is annotated as universal stress protein. Lineage: Eukaryota; Fungi; Ascomycota; Eurotiomycetes; Eurotiales; Aspergillaceae. The transcript has 3 exons. Bases 1 to 1296 code for a protein of 431 amino acids. The record is from RefSeq and is a predicted model, not a curated record.